Thamnophis sirtalis is the source of this 3216-nucleotide messenger RNA. The record is from RefSeq and is a predicted model, not a curated record. Lineage: Eukaryota; Metazoa; Chordata; Lepidosauria; Squamata; Natricidae.
AGAUGUGGUAUGGAAUCUUCCUGUGGGCGCUGGUAUCGUCUCUCUUCUUCCACAUUCCUGCAGGACUACUGGCUCUUUUCACGCUCCGGAGGCACCGAUAUGGCCGGUUUAUGCCAGUCAGCAUCUUCCUGAUGGGCCUCGUUGGGCCGUUAGCUGCCGGGACUUUAACAAGUGCUGCGAUUGCUGGGGUCUUCCGAGCUGCUGGGAAGAAGAUGAUCCCCUUUGUGGCUCUGACGUGGGGAGUGGGACAGACCUUCUGCGUAGUGAUGAUUUCCUUUUUACGGAUUUUGGCUACUCUUUAGCCCCCCUCCCCCUUGGUCCUGGAAAACCACCGGAGCAGUGCCGCUUGGGAAUCAUGGAGCAGGUGGUUCGAAAGCAUGAGAAAUCAUCACCAAAUAGUUUCGUGCAAUACCUUUUGAAAGAAAGGGAGGCUUUGCAGCAGCUUCGCUUAACUUGAGCCUGACUUUUUUGAGAAGAAACCUUUCCCGGGUCACCCUCCCUCAUCUAAGGUCAGACAGUCAAAGUCAAGAGAGUUGUGGGUCCAUCAUCAUCAUCGUCACUGACUCAGCUGCUUUCAAUGUCCGCCUUGUGAUAUUGCUGGAGGGAUUUGUCCUCGGGCUAAGAAGAAGGGGAUGACCCACAAGGAAAUGUGAAAAUGGUUCACUCAAUGCUGUGGGUGAACGAGCAUUCAGGCGCCGGGUCUGAAGCGACAACCGGUUCUAUGUUUAUCAUUUGUGACAUUUUUGUAACCUGAAGUGCCAACCUGAGCGUUUUUUAAAAAAGUAUGGAGAUCUGGUUUAGGUUCGGGGAGUGAUGCCGAUUUGACUCCAGAGAUCAAACAAGAAUGGGGAAACCGUUCUGUAUUAUCUGAGUGGGGUGACUCAGUUAACACUGCUGAGUGGGGUUACUGCUGGGGGGUGGGGGGGGGGGAGGCUUCACCCUGAUGGCUGUCCUAGGGAAGAAUGGGAAGGGGAGGCAGCCCAAGCAGCCGCCUCAACCUGCCCCCUCUGGUGGGAAGUGUUCGGCCUCCCUAUUAGUGCCGAGAAGGAAAAUUAUUUACUGCUACCUCAAGCACGCAGGACAUAUUUAAAAUGUAAUUUUGCUGGCAGGUGGUUUACUGCAGGGGACAGAGCGGUUGGAGGCAAGAUCCAGAAAUGCGUUUUGAAACCUGAGAUGCUCUCUUUUAAUUCACAUCUGGUGGACUCCCAGAGAGACCGUGGGAAAUGUACGAGAGCUGUGUCACCCUUUGUCGCUGGGUGGGUUCGAAGGAAGGCUGCACUUUUGGAUAAUGCUUGUCUAGGAAUCCUCCGUUCCCUGCAGGCAGGCAGGCAGGCAGGCAGGCUUGGAUUGCUUUGGGAAACUCACAAGUGCCUGGGCAACGUUGCCCUCCCUCCUGGGAUCAGUUGUGCAACCCGUCAGUGCCCUUUCUCAGUGGCAUCCACGCGCUGCUGCCCAGUCUGCCUCACGGAGGCAGAUCUCAGUAUAUUUUCCCCAAGGGCAUGGCAGGAUUCAUUUGCUGGGAGCGAGGGAGGGAGGACGGACCUGUCCUUUAGCACCUUCACCCCCCCCUUUCUCUCCCCAAAAUAUCCUGUCUCUGCACUCCGCCCCUCCCCACCUCAAUUCUUGUGAAGCCUCCUGGAUGAUUAUUGGUGUGUCUUCUCAAACCCAUUUUCCUGAGCUCAAUUCAUCCUUUAAAAAAAAAAGUGCUCUGGGUCACAAGACAGGCCACCUGCAAGACCCCCUCCCCAUUUUUAUCACUGUGAAGGAUUCCCUCAAUUAUUCUGGUCAAAAAUGAGUUUGGCUGUGUGCUUUUUUCCCACUUUACGAAGGACACACAUGCUAAAAAUGUGGUUUGUAUCGUAACAUAGGCUUAAAACACAGCUGAAAAGCACACCCCAGGGCAGCUUGCCUCUGCUCACAGGUGAUAGGGCUCUCCCUGCUUUGCCAUAUUCCCAUACUGUGCCCCCUCCCCUAAUUUAAGCACAUCUUACAGCUCUCGAAAGGUUGCCCAUCAGUCUGUUUUAAACGGUAAAGGCUUAACAUGUGCAAUUGUUCUCAUUUUUAAUGUGUGGAUCAGGAUUAAGUGGCAAGAAUGUCAGGAAACAUCGUGAUCAUUCAAACGCCUGUUGCUUUCGAUGCGUUCCACAGCUGGUUGAAUGUGAUUACCCCGAUCUGAAGAUCUUCCUUCCUUUGGCAAAUUGCUCCCUUAGCUCUCUGAUUUUAUACUUUCCCUGGAGUUUUGCCAGGCCUUUCUAACUUCCUUCUUGAGCCAGUCGCUCAAGAAGGUAUAAGCGUCUUUUCCCCUUCAGCCUCCUGAAUUCACUUGAUUGUUUGCACUCGGCGGUUGGAAUCCUAGCUUUAGUGAGCACGAAAGAUGAAAAGGAUCAACCAAGUCAGGAAGAAUUAAAUCCGCAAUCUCUAUUACCCAGCAGCAGGGAGCUUGGUGAAACUUGAAAAUAUAUAUACAUAAAGAGUGAAAGCCCACUCUUAUUCAUCCAAAUGUAAGAACAGGACUGGCUGUUUUGUUCACUGCCUUUACCAAAUAUUUACAUUUGCGAAAUGGAACACGUUGACUUGCAAUGGAAGAAGGAAGCCUCUGGGUUUAAAGGCAGAGCUGAUGGACUCCUUCCUUGCCGCAAAUGUUUCCUUUGCAAACCUGCCAGAGUGCCCGUCUUGUCGGCAAAUGCCCACCGCGUUUGCAUGCCUCUGACCCCCUGCAGCACAUGCAAGCCAAUCUUUGUACAGAGGGAGAAUAAAUCUCCCAGUACCGGUUUUUAUUUUUCUAUUGACAUUUCUGAUUCUAGCGUUGGUAUUUUCGCUAAUAAAAUCCCAGCUAAGUCUUUGUGAACAAGGAGUGAUUUUCUUAUCUCAUGAUUUGGGGGCUGUGGGAUUUGGGGCAGGGAUUGAUUUAGAAGAACAUGGUUUCCUGCUGGCUGGGGACUUCUGGGAGUUGAAAUCUACACAUUUUAAAAUUGCCCAAGAUUGAACAUCCCUGAUUGACAUUGUUGGCCAAAACUUGUACCCUCACAAACACAACUUAUUUCAAAAAGGAGGAGUUACAAAAAGAUUAGAAGAUUAAAAAAUAAACAUACCAUGAAUAUCUAAUGAAUGUUUGGGAAAAAAAAUAUAAGUGUAUGUUUUUAAAGCCAAGCUCACCUCAGAUAACUCCAGUUUUCUUGGCAAUAUUUCUAAAAUUGUCGGCUGCCUUUGGGGAUU